AAAACCUCCCACUUCCCGCGUUCGUGGCUUCUUCUUCACCUUUGCCCGACGCCCCGCCAUCUCCAGUUUGUGGACUCUCUUCCGUAGACUUAGUCCUUUUUUUUCCUCCCUUUUUGAUCUUCCGAAAUGGGCUUAAAGCUAGAAACAGAGCUUAAAUCCUCCAAGAAUCACAAAAUACAUCGGAGGAGGAAAUGCCAGAUGAAAGUUGGGGUUUUUGGGGUUGUGAGGGCCUUUCUAAUGAUUGCAUCCAUAAAACUAGGAUCCAAUCCGAGACUAGCAAGAUUGGGAUUUUCAUUGGCAGCAUCAGGAGAUGGGACAACAAUUUUCUUUCUAGACGAAAGCUUGCUCACGGAGAUGAAGGCAGAGGCUGCUGAUGAAAGCUUGCUUGGGUAUCUCUGUUGCCGACGAAAGCUUGGGCAAGAGAGGUUUUUGCUGAGAAAGCUUGGGCGACUCGGAAGACGAGAGAGGAACACGAUGAGAUCGGUGAUCACGAGAGAGGAGCUGCAUGAUGAGAGGAAGGCCAGCGUUGAAUUUGUGCACGCCGAGAUGAAGCAUGAGCAGCGAAGGAGAUGAAAAGCCAAUAGCGGAGGAGAUGAAAAGGGAGGAGAGGAGGUGUCGGGUUCAAAGAGAAGAUCGAAUCUUGGGGCAGCUUGGCUUCACAGAGAAAGAGGGAUGAGAGGAAGUGUCGGGCGAAUUGUUUUGAGUUUGGGGCAGAGUCGGUUCAUUUUUCAGUGAACCCGUCACGUAGGA
Juglans microcarpa x Juglans regia is the source of this 750-nucleotide messenger RNA. RefSeq lists its product as uncharacterized. The coding region runs from base 127 to 573 and encodes 148 amino acids. The record is from RefSeq and is a predicted model, not a curated record. Lineage: Eukaryota; Viridiplantae; Streptophyta; Magnoliopsida; Fagales; Juglandaceae. The transcript has 2 exons.